Molecule: messenger RNA, 4089 nt
Organism: Cheilinus undulatus (humphead wrasse)
Lineage: Eukaryota; Metazoa; Chordata; Actinopteri; Labriformes; Labridae
Gene: gid4
Product: GID complex subunit 4 homolog
Exons: 6
Coding region: 139-828 (229 amino acids)
Biological process (GO): protein targeting to vacuole; protein catabolic process in the vacuole; proteasome-mediated ubiquitin-dependent protein catabolic process
Cellular component (GO): extrinsic component of membrane; GID complex
Source: RefSeq, a predicted model, not a curated record
AUGAGACGUUGAAUCUCUUCAGUAGCAAACCCAUGGACUAGCUCCUCAAAUUGAGCAAAGUUGCUUCUCCCGUUGACAGACCCUCUCUAGCUAGCCCCCUUUCUCCCAUCUGCUACUGUGUGCUCCGUCGUUAAGUUCAUGACGGUUGCUGACGGUGACACUUUGGCGCUCAUCAUGCCCGUUCGAGCAGAGUGCUGCAGUACCACCGACUUGGCCUGCACAUCCCCGGCCUCUCUUGUUCCCCCUGCCCCGAUCAACACGUACCAGCCGGGGGUGGCUACGUCGCUGCUGUAUAGUGGCUCACAGUUUCGGGGUUAUCAGAAGAGCAAAGGCAACUCCUACGACGUGGAGGUCGUUUUACAGCAUGUGACAAUGGAGGACUCAUAUUUAUGUGGAUACCUGAAGAUCAAAGGCCUGACUGAGGAGUAUCCUACUCUCACUACGUUCUUUGCUGGUGAAAUUAUCAGUCGAAAACGUCCGUUUUUAACUAGGAAAUGGGACGCAGAUGAAGAUGUGGACAGAAAGCAUUGGGGCAAGUUCAAACCAUUUUAUAAAUAUGCCAAAAGCUUUAACUCUGACGACUUUGACUAUGAAGCACUGGACAGCAGUGAUUAUGUCUUCAUGAGGUGGAAGGAACAGUUUCUAGUUCCAGACCACACCAUCAAGGACAUCAGCGGGGCUUCCUUCGCUGGCUUCUACUAUAUUUGCUUCCAGAAGUCUACGGCCACUAUCGAGGGGUACUAUUACCAUAGGAGCUCAGAAUGGUACCAGUCUCUAAACCUAAACCACGUUCUAGAGCACAGUAUGCCUAUCUAUGAGUUCCGGUGACAAACAUACACAAGGAGUACUGAGAAGAAGGUGGUCCUUACUGCUCUGUGGUUUCGUGGGAUGGAAAUGACAGGGAGUCCUUUAAUUGCCCAGAUUGGAGCUGAUCCUGAUUCCUCGCUGCAGGAAACCAAACCUGCGAUCAGCCGCUCUUCUGUUGGACUAAAAGAGAGAAAGACAGACGGCACAGAGAGGAGAGAGCCGAUCAUGAAGAUCAUUGGAGGUUUUACAGUGACUGUCAUACUCCUCCUGUUUGCCUCGAAUUUUAUUUUUUAAUUUAAUUUUGACCCUUGCUUUUGAUCUUUUAAUUUCAGCUGUGUGCAACCAGACUGCUUUGUUCUUCAGCAGAGAUAUUAAACAUAAAUGCCUUUAAGUUACAAAAGAAAAGGGUUCAACAUUGAGAAAAAGAGCUUUGUUGUGUAAAAUCUUAAUUUUUGUCUCUAUUUUGAAGACAUAUUAUCCUGUAAUCUCACUCUAAUACUCAGUGAUGAUCACUGCAGAGUGAUGAUGGGAUUAUUGCCAGAGGGAGUGAUGAUGAUGUUCUUUUUAUGCAAGGUUUGAAAGAUUGUGUUGAGGUUGCUCAGGGAUGGUAGGUUUGAAAACCAGCUGCUGAACGUAGGAUUUAGAGGUAGGAUUGAGGUUAUGCCGGCAUUUAAACAUAUUAUCGAUAACCUAGAGCUGCUUCUAAGUAAAUUAAACCAAAAUACAUUUUUUAAUAAGUACGUUUACAUGCAGAAAGAAAGAAAUAGAGCUACUGUGUUAUGGCUGCCGCAGACCACACCUUUUCUUUUGUCUUUUGCUUCGGCUCCAUGUCAGACUGUGCAGCAAAAACCUUGGCCUGGAUUUGCAGACAGACUGUCAACACUUUAAGUGAAAUCCCGACUGCAUUUUUUAAUGAUUGUACAUGAGUUCAUAGGUCAUCGGGGAGGCAGGUCGAGGAGCGUCAAUGACAGCUACAACAGAAGUGCUGUGGGUGAUACUAGUGGUCUUAUGCACUAAAGUAGACGACCAAAAAAAUGUGGUUUCAUCUAUGUGUGAUGUACAAAUUAGUGCUAAUAUGACAUUGAAAUUUGCCCAGCUAGCUGGCUCCACUGUUUGUAACCAGGAGAUCCCCGAAGGGAUUAGUAGCACAUACUUUCCUAUAUGUGAGUGUCAGGAUGUGCAACACUGAAGUCCAGUCAGAGUGUCAAACUGAACAUGAGAAAAAUGAUACGCCAGGGGUACUGUGGAUGCAUCAUUUAUUAUUUCAUGCUACAAGAGUGUUUGAUGUUCCUGACGUUCAUAUUAGGUUCUGACACUUGAUGGGCUUCGCCGUUGCAUUAAGGGUGAAAUCUAACUAAAUUGCAGUCUUCUGAUCUAGACUUUGUUGGAACUAAAACUUAAAAUGCUUAUGAGUAUGUGACCCCGAAAAAAACACAUACUUCACCUGCGCUGCGUUCCAGGGGUAGAGUUUAACGUUUUUCUCUGUUUUUUUGUGCUACUGCCAUGGAUGAGUGCAUUAGGAGGUUGAAAUGUUUGUUUGCUACAUAGGAUGUGAGGUUGCAUGUGAAAUUCUGCUAUUUUCCACCUCAAAAGUUAUUUUUGCGUAGCUCCAUGGCCCACUGAUUGACCAGCGACCAGUAGUUUGUUCCACAAACUGUGGGUCACGAGUCUGUGCAUUGCUAUAUUUUGAAGAUGACCAUAUUUUGAAGAUGACCAGAACUGCCACACCCCUCUGCCCACCUGGGGCAGAGGGGUGUGGCAGUUCUGGGAUGUGCAGUAGCAAUAAAAAAAAAACUGACAAGAAAGGAAGCUCCAUAGUGCUUCACAGGCUGGUUGUGGCGUUGGUGGAGUAUGUGGAAAUUGAAGGUUAGUCUGACUGAAAUUGAACAUAUAACUGAAGAAUUGGUGUAUCCCUACAAAUUUCUCAAAGUUGUCCAAGCACACCUAGACAAUGCAGAUGAUCAUUUUGCCCUUGCAUGAAUACACCUCUGUCAAAUGGACUGGACUAGGUGUGCUGCACAUGUUCCCCAGUCUUUGGUUAUCCCAAUAAGCAGGAGGGAUUGCACUCAAAGUAUUUGUUUUCAGAAUGAAGCCUAGUAUCCACAAAUUUACAGAGCUGUAACAUGAUCAUGUUUUCAAUGUUCAACUAGUUAGCUGCUUGCUAACUUUAAAGCAAGAUCAACAGCAUCAAGGUCAAAUAGCAAAAAGGGGGUGUGUGCCACCUUCCAUAUUAGGCCGAUAUGCUCCCGUUAACAAACCAGUUCACCCUCUGAGCAUGUAUACUGGGACUAGAACAGUAGUCCAGUUAAACUGCUUAAGCUAUAACCGUACCUCAACUCCACUGUGCAUGUAAACGUACUGAUUGAGAAGCAUCAUGUUGGAUGUUACUAUGCAAACCAAAGAUCCCUUAUAAAUAGGAAUUCUAACACUACUUAUUUAAUUUCAGAUUAUUUCUCUCCCAGAUUGAUUUCAUUACUCAGUUUAUCAAGGACGAUCUUCAGAAGAAAAUCCAUGAGAAAAUGCGGGAAAAAAUUAGAGUUAUUCAGUUUUUCUAGCCAGCAUUUGAAGCUCAGAUAUGUGGAAGAACAUUCCAACUCAGUUAACAUCAAAAUGCUCAAAAGCUGUCCAUAAAUUGUCAUUGAAAAAAGCAGAGACUUGAGGCUGAAUAUGGCAUUUACACUACAGUCUGUAGAUAAGAUCCCACUCUGCUACACACGAGUUACUUUUCUGCUCUUGUUGUGAAAAGCACCUUUUGUGUCCGAGUCUAAAGUAGGAAAGAGCAAUGACAAAACCUCGUGUGAUGCUUUAGAAGAAAAACCUUCUGCCUUACACUUUUAAAUGUUUGUAAAACUCUGUUUUUUAUGUUAUGUUACUCAUGUUUUCAGCUAAAGGGUCUGUGUCUGAGAGGAUUUGUGCUUAAAAGGAAGUGAACUUUUUUCUCGGGGAAAGGUUGAUGUAAACUUUAUUUUCUGGAGGGUGCAUGUACUCCACCUGCCUGCCUCGUUGUUGCUUGUAGACUUAGUCAACUUGCUCGCCUGCAGCAUGACAAAGUGGAUUUGAUAGUGGGAAUGAGGGAAGGCAGUGUAACUUUUUAAAAGUUCAGUGGAUGAAGUCUGAGGACUUUGAAAAACUUGCUUUUUUUUUAUUAAUCAUAUAACAGAGAAAUGUGCAAUGUCAGAAAUAAAUGUUUAUGUGGGAGUGUGUCAUUAAAAGUCAUGUUUAAAGAAGGACUAAAUCUGAUCUGAUCGCAUCUGAGAGAAAGAAUAAAGAGUGAUAUUUUUA